AUGGGGCUGUUGUGCCGCAUGUGCCUCUUGCUGGUGCUCGCCCUGGCCCCGCUGGGCGCCGGUGCCUGGCAGUGCCCCCGCAUCCCUUACAGCUCCACCAGGAACUUCUCCGUCCCCUACACACUGCCCAGCCUUGAUGCCAGCAGCCCCGUGCAGAACAUCGCCGUCUUCACCGACUCCGCCGGCCCGGCCGCCGUCUUCGUGGCCGUCCGCAACCACAUCCUGCUGGCCAGCCCCGAGCUGCGCCUCCUCUCGGUCCUCGUCACCGGCCCGGUGGGCAGCGCCGAGUGUGAGAUCUGCCGCCUGUGCCCGGCUGCCGCGGACGGCCCCGAGGACACGGACAAUGUCCUACUGCUGCUGGACCCGCUGGAGCCGUGGCUGUACAGCUGUGGCACAGCGCAGCACGGGCUGUGCUACCAGCACCAGCUGGAGGUGCUGGACGGCAAGGUGGCCAUCACGACCACGCGCUGCCUGUACUCAGCCACAGGCAACAGACCUGCGUCCUGCCCCGACUGCGUGGCCAGCCCCCUGGGGACCAGUGCCACUGUGGUGGCCACCUCCUACGCCUCUUUCUUCUACCUCGGCUCCACCGUCAACAGCAGCGUGGCGGCGCGGUACAGCCCGCAGUCAGUGUCGGUCCGCAGGCUGAAGGGCACCUUAGACGGCUUUUCGGAUGACUUCCAGUGGCUGACGGUGCUGCCGCAAUACCGGGACAACUACACCAUCCACUACGUGCACUCCUUCGCUGACAGGGACCACGUCUACUUCCUGACGGUGCAGCCAGAGCGGCCGGGCUUGGCGGUGUACCACACGCGCCUGGCGCGGCUCAGCACCCACGAGCGUGACCUCCCCGCCACUCGUGAGCUUGUCCUCGACUGCCGCUUCGAGUCCAAGCGGCGGCGGCGGCGCAGCGGCGAGGAGGAUGCCGAGCGGGAUGAUGCCGAGCGGGAUGUUGCCUACAACGUGCUGCAGGCUGCCCACACCGCCCGCCCCGGCGCCCGCCUGGCCCGCGACCUCGGCAUCAACGACACCGACAUGGUACUCUUCGGUGCCUUUGCUGAGAGCUGGCCAGACAGCCUGGUGCCGCGGGAGGACUCGGCUGUCUGCGCCUUCCCCCUCCGCCUCCUCAACCAGGCCAUGGAAGAGGGCAUGGAGAAGUGCUGCGGCACCGGGCACCAGUCGCUGCUGCGGGGGCUCAGCUUCUUCCAGCCGGCGGAGUACUGCCCGCACAACGUGAACCUCUCGGCUCCGGUGGCCAACACCAGCUGCUGGGACCAGCCCACCCUCAUCCCCGCCGCCUCCCAUAAGGUGGACCUGUUCAACAGGCAUCUGGCCGGCAUCCUCCUCACCUCCAUCUUUGUCACCGCCCUGGGGGACGUCACCGUGGCCCACCUGGGCACAGCAGAGGGACGCAUCUUCCAGAUAGUGCUCCAGCGCUCCAGCUCCUACCUCCUCACCUUGGCCAACUUCUCCCUGGGGGAGCCGGGGCCGGUGCGGGGUGCCAUGGGGCUGCAGAGCCACUCGCUGUUCUUCACCGCUGGCACCAAGGUGUGGCGCCUGAACGUCACCGGCCCCGGCUGCCGCCACUUCACGUCCAAGCGCUGCCUGCGGGCCGAGCGCUUCAUGGGCUGCGGCUGGUGCGGGGAUGGGUGCACGCGCCGCCAUGAGUGCACCGGCCUCUGGGUCCAGGACAGCUGCCCGCCCAUCCUCACCGACUUCCACCCCCGGAGUGCCCCGCUGCAGGGCCGGACGCGGGUGACGCUCUGUGGCAUGACCUUCCGCUCCCACCUGGACCCCGACCCCCGCCUCAGCCCCCCCGGCACCUAUCGGGUGGCGGGGGGGCGGCGAGGCUGCCACGUGCUGCCCGGGGGGGGCAGGAGCCGCAGACCCCUGCCCACCUCCCGCCGCAAGGACUUUGUGGACGUGCUGGUGUGCGAGCUGGAGCCAGGGGGCCCGACAGCAGCAGGGGGCCCGGCCGAUGUGGUGCUCACCGUGGAGGAACCUGCCGGACCCUCCAGCUUCCGCGUCCAUGGCUCGACCACCCUCAGUGGUUUCGUCUUCGUGGAGCCCCACAUCAGCGCCCUGCACCCCCCGUUUGGCCCCCAGGGGGGUGGCACCCACGUCUCCCUGCGUGGCACCCACCUCUCGGCAGGGAGCAGCUGGCGGGUGAUGGUCAACGGCUCUGUGUGCCCCCUUGCCGGGCAGCCCAGGCAGGGCGAUGGGGCGAUUCGGUGCACAGCUCCUGCUGCCAGUGGCCUGGGCGCAGCCUGGGUGGCCCUGUGGAUCGACGGGGAGGAGUUCCCGGCCCCCCUGCCCUUCCAGUACCGCCCUGACCCCUUCGUUUCGGCCAUCGUCCCCAGCUGCAGCUAUGAGGGCUCAAUGCUCACCAUCAUCGGCACCCAUCUGGACUCGGUGUAUCGCGCCAAGAUCCGCUUUGAAGCCAGCGGCGUGAGGACCGAAGCCACGGAGUGCGAGGGCUCGCAGGCACCAGAGCGGCUGCUGUGCCACGGCCCAGCCUUCCCCUUCGAGAGCAAGGUGGAGACGGCGUCGGGGAACCUGAGCGUGCUGCUGGACGGCGCCGCUGGCCGCUGGCUCUUCCGCUUCCGCUACUACCCCCAGCCCGAGGUCUUCGCCUUGGAGCAGGAGGGCGGGCGCCUCCGCCUCAAGCCCGGUGACGACGAGAUCAAGGUGCACGGUGCCGGCGUGGCAGGUGGCGGUUCCCCAGUGCCCCUGCUCAGGGCCACGUCCUGCUGCCUGGAGGACCUGCGGGCAGAGCUGCUGGAGGAGGUGAAGGACAUCCUCAUCCCCGAGGAGCGGCUCGUCACCCACCGCCACCAGGUCAUCGGCAAAGGGCACUUCGGCAGCGUCUACCAUGGCACCUACACGGACCCACUGCUGGGGGACCUCCACUGCGCCGUCAAGUCCCUGCACCGCAUCACGGACGUGGAGGAGGUGGAGGAGUUCCUGCGCGAGGGCAUCCUCAUGAAGAGCUUCCACCACCCCCAGGUGCUCUCGCUGCUGGGAGUGUGCCUGCCCCGCCACGGGCUGCCCCUCGUUGUCCUGCCCUACAUGCGCCAUGGGGACCUGCGCCACUUCAUCCGCGCCCAGGAGCGGAGCCCCACGGUGAAGGAGCUCAUCGGCUUCGGGCUGCAGGUGGCCCUGGGCAUGGAAUACCUGGCCCAGAAGAAGUUUGUGCAUCGGGACCUGGCAGCCAGGAACUGCAUGGUGAUGCUGAGCUGCUGGGCACCGGUGCCCGAGGAGAGGCCAUCCUUCACGGGGCUGGUGGGCGAGCUGGAGCGUGUCCUGGCCCUGCUGGAGGGCGAGCACUAUGUCAACCUGGCCGUCACCUACGUCAACCUGGAGCGCGGCCCCCCUUUUCCCCCCGCCCCCCCGGGGCAGCUGCCCGACGGCGCGGGUGAGGACGAGGAAGGGGAGGAGGAGGAAGAGGAGGAGGAGGAUACGGCCGUGUGCUGA
Messenger RNA from Aptenodytes forsteri (emperor penguin), 3474 nucleotides. It is a transcript of the gene MST1R, whose product is annotated as macrophage stimulating 1 receptor. Gene Ontology annotation, biological process: positive regulation of axonogenesis; protein phosphorylation; semaphorin-plexin signaling pathway involved in axon guidance. The record is from RefSeq and is a predicted model, not a curated record. Lineage: Eukaryota; Metazoa; Chordata; Aves; Sphenisciformes; Spheniscidae. Gene Ontology annotation, molecular function: semaphorin receptor activity; ATP binding; protein binding. Gene Ontology annotation, cellular component: semaphorin receptor complex.